Molecule: messenger RNA, 2258 nt
Organism: Drosophila sechellia
Lineage: Eukaryota; Metazoa; Arthropoda; Insecta; Diptera; Drosophilidae
Gene: beat-Ia
Product: beaten path Ia
Exons: 8
Coding region: 739-2058 (439 amino acids)
Biological process (GO): motor neuron axon guidance
Source: RefSeq, a predicted model, not a curated record
AGUUUACAUUGCGUUGUCCUUGCGUGAGGACGUGCGUAGAUCAUCAUUUCAAUUUUCGCAGUAUUACGAGCAUCGGAAAUAACAGAAAAAAUUGUUAAAAAAAAUUGUUGAACUGCACUGAAACCGCAGGACUGAACCCUGUUUUUGCUGUGGCGUGCGUGUGUGCGAGAUGCAGUUUUUGUGUUUCUGACAUAGCAUUUACCAAAACAGAAGGCGGAAAAUAGGGGGAAAGGAUCCGACGAAGGAUCUGCGAUAGUCCCAAACUGUGUGUGUGCGGGUAAGGCUGUUGCUUCUUCGCCACCAGGGCAUGUGUGUGUGAGUGCGAGUGUGUUUGUGCAGUCACGUGUUCUAAGGUGAUUUUAACGAGUUCCGUGAUACGCGAAAUGAGAUAAGGAACGAGGAAGGAGCAGAAUCGGGCGAAGCGAACGGCUUAGGCGGGCACAAAAAGGAGCAACAAGAAGCCACGCAGCCAAAGCCAACAACCAAAUCCCCAUUCGCCAGGACACACAGGAUACUUGCUCGGUGCGCCUUAAAGGAUUCUCUGAUAAAUCAACCGAAAAUUGCAUAAAAUAAAAUUGUUUGCCAAAUUGUGCGCAGCGAGAGAACCAAAAAGCAAAAAACAAAACCCCAUACUCACAUGUGAAGUAUGACUAGCCAGUUGCAUUGAAAGUACAAGAAAAUAAUAAGAGAGAAAACUAACGCAAAUAACCUGAAGAUACCAUACGAUAAACUAGCAACAUGCGGUUUCCACAGAAUGCCUAUCAAACGGCAUUGACCACAAUACUUCUGGCACUCACAUUAGAGAUGACCGCAGCUUUACGGGAUGUCCGGGUUCGAGUUCCCCACGCGGUGAGGCGCAGUGAAAAGGCCAUACUGAAAUGCUUCUACGACAUCGAGGAUGACAGUCUGUACUCGGUGAAAUGGUAUAAGGGCAGACGAGAGUUCUAUCGUUACACGCCGAAGGAAACGCCGCCCAUGAAGGUCUUUCACUUCCCAGGAGUCAAAGUGAGACGCGUGUCCUCGAACGAGAGCCAAGUGGUGCUCGAUGCGGUAACAAUGGCUACAUCCGGUAAAUACAGUUGCGAAGUAUCGGCGGAUGCGCCCUCAUUUCAUACAUUAAUAGCGGCAGCAGAAUUGGAAGUUAUUGAAACGCCCCACAAUGCGCCAUUCAUAACGGGCAUACGUCCUCGAUACCGGGUCGGCGACAUAUUGCGAGGUAAUUGCACAUCGCGACACUCGCGGCCGGCGGCCAAUCUCACAUGGACAGUGAAUAAUGAAGAGGUAAAUCCUGCCCUAGUGCGACACCAUAAAAUACUUCGUGAUGCUCGUAAUGACAUGGAAACUGCUGUUGUGGGCAUUCACUUUGUAGUCACCGAUCAACACUUUGAUAAUGGAAAGCUAAAGCUCCGCUGCAGUGCCCAAUUGCACGAUGUCUAUUGGAAGACCACCGAAAAGAUUAUCCUCGAAACAGAUCUUUUUCCAAAACACGGAAACGGUGCCAAUGGGAAUCAUGUGAAUCCCGACGAUUUCUAUGAUCAAUAUGCUCUGCACGAGGAUCAUUUGCACAAUAAAAAGAACAGCUAUCUGACGCAGCUACAGGAAUUCUUUUUCUAUCAUUUUGUACCCUCAGGCGAAGAAGACGACGGAACCGAGGGCGGAUUAGGGGAUGGAGGAGCCGCUUGGCGAGGCGCCGGUUCGUCCAGUUCCCGCCUGAGUCCGAGCUCAAGUCAAUCCUGUUGGAUGGUCGGUGGAUCGCUAAUGGCGGUGCUCAGUUGGACGCUGGCCAGGCAAUUAGUGUCGCCGUUGCAGGCGAUGAUGACAAAGACCGGCGAUGCAACGUGCAACAUGAGCGGAAGGUGCACCAGCCGGCGGACAAGACCCCAUGGAAUGCGGGUCAGCGCAACAAAGCAAAAGCAGAAGCAAAGGCAAAGGCAAAUGCAGCAGGAGCAUCGCAAGUCCUGCCUGCGGGUGUCGAAAAGCAGCUGGAAAGGACGUGGAUAUGUGUGCGGAUGUGGAUUCGGCAGGAUCAACAGCAGAUGUAUCAGGCAAUUAACAUGAUUCAAUUGUCACACAACUCCAGUGCCACACGCCAGGGGUAGAAAUUAAAGUGGAGUCCAGCGAAAGCUAUAGUUAGAGGAUGUUGGAGGAGAGUUCAGCCCAAGGCCAAGACCCAGAAGCAACUGCAGGAUGUAUCUAAAGUACUUACACUAACAAGACACCAGACACUCGUUUCAGCUAGCUCAAAGUAACUUCAAAUG